This is a messenger RNA of Ambispora leptoticha, 1332 nucleotides long. The record is from the annotation of a GenBank genome assembly. NCBI's taxonomy places the organism in Eukaryota, Fungi, Glomeromycota, Glomeromycetes, Archaeosporales, Ambisporaceae.
AUGUAUCCUGGACAACAAUAUAAACAACAAUUUCAGAAUCAGGGUUACCCUGGUUCGCAACAACAACAACAACCAUUACCACCAGUUUCAUAUGGUGGUUUUGCACCACCACCUUCACAACCGUCACCCGGGGGCUUUAUCGUUCCAGGUGGACCACCACCUCCAUACAGUGCGCCUCCACAGCAGCAAUACGGUGCUCCCACACAACAACAAUAUAUUGCUCCCCUACAACAGCAAUAUGCUGCUCCACCGCAGCAGCAAGGAUAUCCUGGCCAACAGAGUCAAACUUACGUUCCGCAACCAUAUCCACAACCUCCAAAUUCAAUCCAUAAUGCUGGACCACACCCUGUGCCUUAUGGACAACCACCUAGUCAGUACCCCCUUCCGGAGGGUAUUAUUUUAUACCAUAACCCCUAUGCACAGCAACCAGCUCCAGACUUUCAAUUAUCGAAUUGCACUGGUCGAAAACGUGCAUUACUGAUCGGAAUCAAUUAUUUUGGUACCAAUGCUGAAUUGAGAGGUUGUAUAAAUGAUGUCAAGAAUAUAAAAAACUUCAUCACCCAACAUUAUAAUUUCCGAGAGGAGGAUAUGGUAAUAUUGACCGAUGAUCAAAAGGACCCAAAAAUGAGACCGACACGAGCAAAUAUAAUCAAGGCAAUGCAUUGGCUGGUACAUGGUGCUCAACCAAAUGAUUCUGGACAUGGUGGGCGUGCAAAAGAUCUUAAUGGUGAUGAAGAUGAUGGUUACGAUGAAACAAUCUGUCCAUUAGAUUUUCAAGCUGCCGGUCAAAUUAUUGAUGAUGAAAUGCAUGAUAUUUUAGUCAAGCCUUUACCAGCAGGUGUUCGACUUACAGCAGUCUUUGAUUCUUGCCAUUCUGGCACGGCAUUAGAUUUACCAUACAUAUACUCGACAAAAGGUACCAUCAAAGAAACUAACUUAUUUUCAGAAGGAGGAAACACUCUUUUAAACGCUGGAAUGUCUUAUCUGCGUCGCGAUUACAAGAGUAUCGCCGAUAGUUUUAUGUCUUUUGGUAGGAAAGCAUUGAAGGGAAAUAAGAUUAACCAAAAAAAUAAGGAAACGAAAUCUAGUCUGGCAGAUGUGAUUAUGUUUAGCGGGUGUAAAGACAUUCAAACAUCAGCUGAUGCCAAUGAGGGAGGCGAAAAUACCGGUGCAAUGUCAUACGCACUCAUCACUUCACUUAAAAAGAAUCGAAAUGUUUCCUAUCAACAACUAUUAAAUUCGAUACGAGAAAUUCUCGCAUCAAAAUAUUCACAAAAACCUCAACUGAGCGCAUCUCAUCCGAUGGACAUGAACCUUAUGUUCAUGAUGUGA